AUGUUCGUGUGUGAGAAGAGACAGAUUGUGCUGCUGAAGAACAGAGACUCGAGGUUUCUUCUCCGCUGUAUCGUCUCUUUCGUUCUUCUGCUGCUGGCUGAGAGUGAAGUGGGCCCGAGUGAUUUCCUGAGCAGUUACUGUACCGAGUCUAAAGAGUGCCUGCAGUUUCAGCUGGUCUGCCAGACGGAGGAGUAUGAAGUGCGACACUACUCUCCGACUCGGUGGGUGUCGACUGAUGCUGAAGCUUAUCUCAUGGGCGUUGGAGCAGCAAUGGCCUUCAGACGCCUUUACCAGUACAUCACUGGAACUAACCAAGCAGGUAUUCAGAUGGAGAUGGCCGCUCCAGUUCUAGUUGAAGUACCAGAAGAGACCCACACAUGGGAGCCGGCUCUCUACACCCUGAGCUUCCUGCUCCCUUCAGUGUUCCAACGUGAGCAUCCACCUGCCCCGACCAACGACAAGCUGUAUUUUACAGAGAUGCCUGAGAUGGAUGUGUAUGUGAGGAGUUAUGGUGGAUGGAUGCUCUCUGUCUCGUCUCGACUCCACACACACCUUCUGACCAAAGAGCUACAGAGAGUUAAUGCUAACUACAACCGCACACACCACUACGCUGUAGGCUAUGACAGUCCUCUGAAACUCUUACACAGACAUAAUGAGGUGUGGUACGUGGUGAACGGUGAGCCAGUGUGCAACGGAACGAUGGAUAAACCCACUCAGAUCACCACUGCUAAUACUGCUAAUGCCAUCAGCGCUAAUUCUCCUGAUACUACUGAUCCUACUGCUACUGAAUAACCAGGAGGCACCAGUGGAACUGGCUGUGUGAUUCUGUAAGUGUUUCACAGAUUCUGUAAGCAGCCAAACUGGGACCUCCAUAAGCCAACUCGUUUAUCAAAAUCGUGGCUAUAUUUGCACAAGAAUCUUUUUCUCAAACAUCCAGCUAACAGGGUGAGAAAAUCUUCAGCUUCAGCUCAGUGUCUCAGUUUGCUGUUGUUCAUUCCAUGCACUUUGAGUGUUUAAAGCUAGACGGCCUUUCAAUUUCAUAAAAUCAGUGAAAUUUAGUUUCGUCUGAAAUGUGCUGAUUGUGAUAUCUGUUUAUUUCUGUAAUAUCUCACAAAAUAUCAGGCCAUUCUGUGGCUGGGAAGUUAUUUAAUUUGAGGGAAUUAAAGCAAAUAAUGUGCAUGAAAUCGCUCGCUUGGCGCAGUCAAGCAGACAGAGGAAGUCCGUGUGCGCAUGCACAGGUUUACCUUCUUCUUCUUCUUCUUUUGGGUUUUACGGCAGCUGGCAUCCACAGUGUUGCAUUACUGCCAUCUACAGGUUUCCCUUUGAGCGUGCACUGAC
Molecule: messenger RNA, 1338 nt
Organism: Neoarius graeffei (lesser salmon catfish)
Lineage: Eukaryota; Metazoa; Chordata; Actinopteri; Siluriformes; Ariidae
Gene: soul5l
Product: heme-binding protein soul5, like
Exons: 8
Coding region: 1-792 (263 amino acids)
Cellular component (GO): cytoplasm
Source: RefSeq, a predicted model, not a curated record